AAAAGAAAAAAAAGGAAGGAAAGCAUCAUCAAGUAGAGAGAGAGAGAGAGAGAGAAUGAAUAAGAUAACGCAGGUACCGUACGAAGCGACAGUUCGGUUGAUGUUGGGUUCACUGGAGCGGAAUUUGCUACCGGACGCCGUGAUUAGGAAGCUGACCCGUCUCCUCUUAGCCACUCGCCUUCGCUCCGGUUACAAGCCCUCUGCCCAACUCCAACUAUCCCACCUCCUCCAAUUCGUACUUUCUCUUAGAGAGAUGCCCAUAGCCAUCAAGACUGAUGAUCCAAAGACUCAGCAUUAUGAACUCCCAACCUCUUUCUUCAAGCUCGUCCUUGGAAACAAUCUUAAAUAUAGUUGUUGUUACUUCUCUGAUAACUCAAAAACCCUAGAGAAUGCUGAAGAAACAAUGUUGGAGCUCUAUUGUGAGAGGUCACAGUUAAAAGAUGGUCACACUGUUCUUGAUGUUGGAUGUGGCUGGGGGUCACUCUCUUUGUACAUUGCUCGGAAGUAUAGUAAUUGUAGGGUUACAGGGAUUUGUAAUUCAACAACCCAGAAAGCACAUAUUGAAGAACAGUGUCGGGAUCUUCAGCUGCAGAAUGUGGAGAUCAUUGUUGCAGAUAUUAGCGUAUUCGAAAUGGAAGCAUCCUAUGACCGAAUAUUUUCCAUCGAAAUGUUUGAGCAUAUGAAGAACUAUGAGGAUCUUCUGAGGAAGAUAUCCAAGUGGUUGAAAGAGGACAGCUUUCUCUUUAUUCAUCAUUUCUGCCAUAAAGCAUUUGCUUACCACUUUGAGGACAUAAAUGAAGAUGACUGGAUUACUAGAUACUUCUUUUCUGGAGGUACAAUGCCUUCAGCAAAUCUGCUUCUUUAUUUUCAGGAUGAUGUUUCUGUUGUUAAUCAUUGGCUUGUGAAUGGGAAGCACUAUGCACAGACAAGUGAAGAGUGGUUGAAAAGAAUUGACAAGAACUUGUCUUCCAUAAAGCCAAUUAUGGAAUCAAACUAUGGCAAGGAUUCUGCUGUGAAGUGGACUGUCUACUGGAGAACAUUCUUCAUCGCUGUUGCAGAGCUCUUUGGAUACAAUGAUGGAGAAGAAUGGAUGGUUGCGCAUUUCUUAUUCAAAAAGAAAUAAAAGGAGAAGCCAAAGCUUCUUCCUAAUUGAUUUUCAAUUUUUUGUGAGACUUUCCAUUUUAAGAUGGUAUCAAGGAAUCAAUCUACUAUCAUUUUGAUUAAGUGUCACUUGUUUUGAGUGGAAAUACUCAUUAGUGAUUUUUACAUGUGGAGUUAUUUCAAGGAUGUUCAAGUGAUAAUUAUCACUGAUAUAAGCAUAAAUUGAUGCUACGGUUCUUAUUUUGUUCAGAA
This is a messenger RNA of Quercus robur (English oak), 1353 nucleotides long. RefSeq names its product (S)-coclaurine N-methyltransferase. The record is from RefSeq and is a predicted model, not a curated record. NCBI's taxonomy places the organism in Eukaryota, Viridiplantae, Streptophyta, Magnoliopsida, Fagales, Fagaceae. The transcript has 8 exons. Bases 56 to 1123 code for a protein of 355 amino acids.